UCUGCAAACUGAGUGACAAAGGCAGUGCAAAAGAAAUAAAUUCGAGCCAUGCGGACCUCGCUCUACAUUGACACCAACACUCUUGCAAGGCCUCCACUUGGCCACACCCCAACCCACCACCGCCUCACUCCACCAAACCCCACCAUCAAAUUCCGAUCAACACCCAGAGUCUCCGCCGUGGCCACAACUUCCCCGCCACCUCUAACUCGGCAGAAGGCCCACUCACUGCCGCCUGAAAAAGUUGAGCUGUUCAAGUCGCUAGAGGGCUGGGCCGAGCAACACGUCCUCCCUUUCCUAAAACCGGUAGAUCAGUGCUGGCAGCCUAGCACCUUCUUGCCCGACUCAUCACUUCCGGAAGAAGAGUUUCUGGAUCAGGUUCGAGCCCUCCGUGAUCGAACCAGCGAGCUCCCUGACGAGUACUUUGUGGCGCUCGUGGGGGACAUGAUUACUGAGGACGCGUUGCCCACUUAUCAAACCAUGGUAAAUGGGCUAGACGGAGUGAAGGAUGAGACUGGUUCUAGCCCGAGCGCGUGGGCUCGAUGGAAUCGGUCUUGGACGGCUGAGGAGAACAGACAUGGGGAUCUGCUCCGCACAUAUCUUUACUUGUCGGGUCGGGUCGAUAUGCUCAAGAUCGACAGAACCGUACAACAUCUCAUUGCAGCCGGCAUGAAUCCAGGGACAGAGAACAAUCCCUACUUGGGGUUCGUGUACACGUCGUUCCAAGAGCGAGCCACGUUCGUAUCGCACGGCAAUACAGCUCGGCUCGCCAAAGAGGGCGGCGAUCCAGUGCUCGCGCGCAUUUGCGGCACCAUUGCAUCCGACGAAAGGCGCCACGAGAUGGCCUACGCCAAGAUCAUUGAGAAGCUCCUCGAAGUGGACCCCAACGGAGCAAUGGUGGCGAUCGGCGACAUGAUGCGGAAGAAGAUCACGAUGCCGGCGCACCUUAUGUACGAUGGGGAAGACCCGAAGAUAUUCGAGCACUUCGCGGCGGUGGCUCAGCGGAUCGGCGUGUACACGGCCGACGAUUACGCGGAUAUCUUGGAGUUUUUGAUCGGAAGGUGGAAGUUGGAGAAGCUGGAGGGAUUGGCGGCAGAAGGUGCUCGAGCACAGGAUUUCGUGUGUGGGCUGGCACCGAGAAUUAGAAGGCUUCAGGAACGGGCGGAUGAGCAAGCACGGAAGAUGGCGCCGCAGGCGGUUAAGUUUAGCUGGAUCUUUAAUAAAGAGUUGGCCUUGUAAUCAUUUCAUCAAUAAAGUAAUGUUACUAGAAAUGGGAUGUAAUCACAACAAAUAAUUUGGUUUCGUUUUUUC
Messenger RNA from Pyrus x bretschneideri (Chinese white pear), 1308 nucleotides. Its product is annotated as stearoyl-[acyl-carrier-protein] 9-desaturase 6, chloroplastic. The coding region runs from base 49 to 1236 and encodes 395 amino acids. Gene Ontology annotation, cellular component: chloroplast stroma. Gene Ontology annotation, biological process: fatty acid metabolic process. Lineage: Eukaryota; Viridiplantae; Streptophyta; Magnoliopsida; Rosales; Rosaceae. The transcript is spliced from 2 exons. The record is from RefSeq and is a predicted model, not a curated record. Gene Ontology annotation, molecular function: stearoyl-[ACP] desaturase activity.